This is a messenger RNA of Aricia agestis (brown argus), 623 nucleotides long. It is a transcript of the gene robl, whose product is annotated as dynein light chain roadblock-type 2. Gene Ontology annotation, molecular function: dynein intermediate chain binding. NCBI's taxonomy places the organism in Eukaryota, Metazoa, Arthropoda, Insecta, Lepidoptera, Lycaenidae. Gene Ontology annotation, cellular component: cytoplasmic dynein complex; centrosome; cytoplasm. The transcript has a single exon. Bases 314 to 607 code for a protein of 97 amino acids. Gene Ontology annotation, biological process: microtubule-based movement. The record is from RefSeq and is a predicted model, not a curated record.
AAAGGAUAUAUGAUACUUUUUAUCCCUUAAAUAGUAUGUUCCCGCGCCAUAAACAAAUUUUGGCGCAAUGGAAUUGCGGACGUCAACUAAAACUACAAUAUAUUGCAAAGAUACGAUGUGUGCGCCAACUGCUCCGAUUCUCGCGUAAUAUUGCGAAUUAAUUAUUGUUUAAGCAAAAAAAUAAGCAGAACUUAUUUGUGGUUGAUGUAUGUACUGGCACAUAAUAGUGUUUAUGUCACAGAUUUAGACAAACAGUCAGUUUUGACUUUGUUACAAUUCAGUUGUCAAACUACAAUUUCGGAGUUGCAAAAAAAUGGCAAACGAGGCUGAGGAAACUGUGCGUAAAUUGUCGAUGCACAAAGGAGUUGUAGGUAUUAUUGUGGUAAACGGAGAAGGGAUACCUAUCAAGACCACCCUCGACAACCGCACAUCCGUUCAAUACGCCGGCCUGAUGAGUGCUCUCGUGGAGAAGGGGAGGAGUGUAGUGAGAGAUCUCGAUCCCACAAACGAUCUAACAUUCCUGAGAAUCCGGAGCAGGAAGCACGAAAUAAUGGUGGCACCCGACAAAGAUUUCAUAUUGAUCGUCGUUCAGACUCCGAGUGAAUAAAGAAAACUGCAGUCUA